GAGAGUGCUGCUGAUACUGCAAGCGUCAACAUUAUGUGCAGUUCCAUGGAGUAGCAGAAUGGCUGUCGAAGCUGUUCACUGCAACCCGAGUCAGAAUGGAAUUGAUCAUCAGAUGUGCAUGGAGGAUGUAAGCUUAAAUGUGGAAGAGGAGUCGUCGGAUCAGGUUGCAGGAUUGGAUGAUGACAAUCCAGGCUUCCAGCAGCACAGUCCCGGUUUCCAGCAUCAUUCCCUUCCACAACGCUCUGUCUCUGAGUCUGAACUCUCCAAGCCAGGGACAGUCAAGUUGUCCAAACCGGUGGCUCUGUGGUCCCAGCAGGAUGUUUGUAAGUGGUUGAAGAAGCACUGUCCUAACCAGCACCAGGUCUACAGUGAUGCCUUCAAACAGCAUGAUAUCACAGGUCGAGCUCUGAUGAGGCUGACUGACAGGAAGCUGGAGAGGAUGGGCAUCAUGCAGGAAAGCCAGAGACAGUACAUCCUCCAGCAGGUCCUGCAGCUUCGUGUUAGAGAGGAGGUCCGCACUCUCCAGCUCCUCACACAAGCCUCUCUGGAGAGUUCUCCAUAACCUGAGCAUUCCUGGAGACCCACCAGUCACCACGUGACCUGACGAGCGUCUUCUCAAAUGUCAGCAGCACACACCAGCCUCCAGCUCUCCAACGUCUUUAACCAGACUUGACCGAUCUUAUGUCUU
Molecule: messenger RNA, 688 nt
Organism: Trichomycterus rosablanca
Lineage: Eukaryota; Metazoa; Chordata; Actinopteri; Siluriformes; Trichomycteridae
Gene: samd12
Product: sterile alpha motif domain containing 12
Exons: 5
Coding region: 59-562 (167 amino acids)
Biological process (GO): cell surface receptor protein tyrosine kinase signaling pathway
Cellular component (GO): cytoplasmic side of plasma membrane
Molecular function (GO): protein binding
Source: RefSeq, a predicted model, not a curated record